Molecule: messenger RNA, 847 nt
Organism: Beta vulgaris subsp. vulgaris (sugar beet)
Lineage: Eukaryota; Viridiplantae; Streptophyta; Magnoliopsida; Caryophyllales; Amaranthaceae
Product: putative 4-hydroxy-4-methyl-2-oxoglutarate aldolase 2
Exons: 2
Coding region: 178-678 (166 amino acids)
Biological process (GO): regulation of RNA metabolic process
Molecular function (GO): ribonuclease inhibitor activity
Source: RefSeq, a predicted model, not a curated record
UAUACAAAUGUCAAAAGUUAAAAAAAGAAAAAGAUUUCUCCUGUCAUAGAUUGAUUGAAGACGCCUGAAUUAUCACAACUUUAACUCACUCUCUCUCUCAUCUUCUUCUUCUCCAUCUAAAAAGAAUAUUUCUUGCAAGUUUUAGCUUUCAUUUGAGAGGUCCUUGAAGUAACAUACAUGGCUUUAGUGGCAACAGCUGAAGUUUGUGAUGCUAACUCACAUCUAAUUCAAAGUGGUGAGUUGCGAGCCCUACAGCCGAUCUUUCAGAUAUACGGGCGACGACAAGUGUUCAGUGGACCCGUAGUCACCCUCAAAGUAUUCGAAGACAACGUGCUAAUCCGUGAGUUUCUCGAGGAGAAAGGCAAUGGUAGAGUUCUCGUUGUCGAUGGUGGAGGGAGCUUGCGAUGUGCGAUAUUGGGAGGUAAUCCAGUACAGCAAGCUCAGAACAAUGGGUGGUCAGGAAUAGUUGUGAACGGGUGCAUCAGGGAUGUUGAUGAAAUAAACGGCUGUGAUAUCGGGGUCAGAGCUUUGGCUUCGCAUCCUAUGAAGGCUAACAAGAAAGGUGUAGGGGAGAAGCAUGUACCAAUAACUAUCGCUGGGACGAGAAUCAGUGAUGGGGAAUGGAUUUAUGCUGACACUGAUGGAAUUCUGGUAUCGCGAUCUGAACUUUGCGUCUGAUCAUAUGGUUAGUGUGGCAAAUGGCAAAUUUAUCUUAUUUGGUCGAUUGAAAUAUGUUGAUUGUGAGUGUAUUUGAGAAUAUAUAUUAUUUAUUUGGACCAUAUAAAUAGUUAAUAGCUUAUAAUGUACCAUUUUCUUGAGUUUGCAAUAAUGAAAUGUAUUUUGUGCA